This is a messenger RNA of Fibroporia radiculosa, 303 nucleotides long. RefSeq lists its product as uncharacterized. NCBI's taxonomy places the organism in Eukaryota, Fungi, Basidiomycota, Agaricomycetes, Polyporales, Fibroporiaceae. The record is from RefSeq and is a predicted model, not a curated record. The coding region runs from base 1 to 303 and encodes 100 amino acids. The transcript has 2 exons.
AUGGCACCCAAACGCCCGCCGUACACCCGCUCGUCCUCCUCGACGAGCUCGGGCGCAUCUACCCCUACUCUGCCUUAUGCGAGUUCCAUGCCGCACACCCCGCCUGCAUCACCUACUCCACCACAGGCACAGCUUCAUGGACAUACUGGUUUGUCCACCGUCGUCACCGUUGCGCAUGCCGAGGCCCGCGUGCCAGCCACCAUCGCGAGCAGUAGCGGCAGCAGCAGCAGCAAAGCAAACCUCAUUGGUACGCUGAAGUCCAAGAGCGCGUAUGAUGCGCUUGUACAUGGCUCUUGGGCAUAG